GUGUGUGUGUGUGCAGGAUGGCGCGGUUCGGAGAGCCCGGAGUGCCCGGUGGGGGCUCGGUGGCCCGGGGCGGAAGCAGGCAGGGAACUCAGCGCGUGUACAAGCAGUCAAUGGCGCAGAGAGCGCGCACCAUGGCGCUGUAUAACCCCAUCCCCGUGCGCCAAAACUGUCUCACCGUCAACCGCUCUCUCUUCCUGUUCAGCGAGGACAACGUGGUCCGGAAGUAUGCCAAGAAGAUCACAGAGUGGCCAUAUCCUUCAGAAACCGUGUGUGUGUGCGCGCGCGCGUGCGUUAAGUAGUAGUGAGUCAGAGAACUUGUGUUAUCUCGCAUUUGUGCCUUCUCUCAUUAACAGCUUUAAUUACUAUACAGAGGAGUGUGUGUGUGAGAGAGAGAACUUUGUGAACACAAAAUGAUUUUGAAAUCUUGU
Ictalurus furcatus (blue catfish) is the source of this 428-nucleotide messenger RNA. Its product is annotated as voltage-dependent P/Q-type calcium channel subunit alpha-1A-like. The record is from RefSeq and is a predicted model, not a curated record. The transcript has a single exon. Lineage: Eukaryota; Metazoa; Chordata; Actinopteri; Siluriformes; Ictaluridae. Bases 18 to 299 code for a protein of 93 amino acids.